CUUCACAUGCUCAUUUAACGUUGAGUUGAGUUAGCAAAGUAGCGGCUUCAUGGCGCUCAGUGACACUGUCGGUAAAUGAAGCUAUAUUUCAGUGUUCCUGGGUUUUACAAGCGACCCUUCACCACCAGUUUACAAGAGGAACAAUAAAAAAGCCUAAAUAUUUGGGUCGCUUCGGUUGCAGCUAGAUUCCACGUAAGAGCUUCAGUGGAUAGCAAUCAGUAUCUUUGACAGCCAUGGAGUUUUUCCCAGUACUCGACCCUCUUGAUAAACCCAAAGAAGGAAUAUGGUAUUCUUUGAUACCGAGGGGAAGUGCUCCAGGUGUUAGUGUGGGUCACACCUGCACCUUUAUUCCGUCUGCAGAUGGAGGAAAAGGAAGGAUUUUGAUUGUUGGGGGAGCCAACCCCAGCGGCAGUUUCUCACAGUCAAAUACCAUAAAUCUAGAUAAUCAUGAAUGGGACUUCCCAGAGUGGGAGGGUUUGGAGUCACGGUAUGAACACUGCACCUUCGUGCCAGACAGCUGCCCUCAGAGCCUCUGGGUGUUUGGUGGGGCACAGCAGAGCGGCAAUCGCAAUUGUAUCCAGAAUAUACAGUUAACAGACAGUGGGUCUCGCUGGAAGAAUGUAGUGGCGAAUGGCAGUCCCCCCAGUCCCAGGACAUACCACACCAACACGGCUUGUCUAGGGGACAGACUGUAUGUCUUUUCUGGUGGGGAAGCAGGAGCUGCACCCGUCUCAGACCUCACACUUCAUGUCUUUGAUUCAGCGUCAUCCACCUGGUCCCAACCAGAAACACAAGGCAGACACCCGCCAGCCAGACAUGGUCACAUUGUAAUAGCAGUGGGUUCAAAGAUCUACAUACAUGGAGGCAUGGCUGGAGACAAAUUCCACAGCGAUAUGUACACUGUUGACACAAGGAGCAUGAAGUGGGAGAAAGUGCAGGCUAAAGGAGACAUCCCACCAGGAGUAGCAGCCCACUCAGCUGUGGUGCUGGGCAGGAACAUCUACAUUUUUGGGGGGAUGACUACAGAUGGAGCCAGCAACUCCAUGUACAGAUUCAACACUGACAAAAGUAGGUGGGUCCUCAUGACGUUUAAAGGGGACAUGCCACCCAACCGCCUAGACCACUCCAUGUGUUUAUUGCCGUGGAAUGUGUGUGGUGAGGGCAAUGGAGGGGAGGAGGAAGCCAGCAGUCCAGCAGCUUCAGAGACCAUAAAUCUGGCCUUUGUGUUUGGAGGGAUGGACACUCAGGGUGUCAUUUAUAAUGACUGUAUUGUGACUGUGGUGACAUGAUGUGCCUUGAUUUUGUAAUAUUAAAUUUGCCCAAGUUGUAAUAAAAUGUUUUUCCAAGUA
This is a messenger RNA of Morone saxatilis (striped sea-bass), 1349 nucleotides long. It is a transcript of the gene rabepk, whose product is annotated as Rab9 effector protein with kelch motifs. The coding region runs from base 234 to 1289 and encodes 351 amino acids. Gene Ontology annotation, molecular function: protein binding. Lineage: Eukaryota; Metazoa; Chordata; Actinopteri; Moronidae. The transcript is spliced from 8 exons. The record is from RefSeq and is a predicted model, not a curated record.